This is a messenger RNA of Cucurbitaria berberidis CBS 394.84, 438 nucleotides long. RefSeq lists its product as uncharacterized. NCBI's taxonomy places the organism in Eukaryota, Fungi, Ascomycota, Dothideomycetes, Pleosporales, Cucurbitariaceae. The transcript has a single exon. Gene Ontology annotation, molecular function: DNA-binding transcription factor activity, RNA polymerase II-specific; zinc ion binding. Gene Ontology annotation, biological process: regulation of DNA-templated transcription. Bases 1 to 438 code for a protein of 145 amino acids. The record is from RefSeq and is a predicted model, not a curated record.
AUGUUUACCUCCUGGAAAUGUGAUCCCAAAGACGAGGAUGUUGUCCUUGCCGCCCAGGAAAUUCCUUUUGACCCCGUUACGAGAAGGACAACCGGCGUAAAGGCAUGCUCAUUAUGUCGAGUAAAAAAGCUGAGAUGCAACGGAGACAAAAGCGGUUGCCAGCGCUGCAAGACGCAAGGACUAGAAUGCAAUUACACCGAUACCGUCAGGCGGAAACGGACUGGAGAUUCAAGCGCCACAACCGCCUCCCCUAAGUCCAUGGACCACUCGGACACACAGAAGGCAUCCAGCACUUCGACGACAACGUCCUCCACAGCAGUGUCGACAUCAUCUUUCUCAUUCGAGCAUGGAGCUACAGCAUCCGCUAGUGUCACAACAAGAACAAUUGCAAUCUCAGUCUCAACAACAGCAGCAGUUACAGCAACAGGAGCACGAUGA